Molecule: messenger RNA, 971 nt
Organism: Malania oleifera
Lineage: Eukaryota; Viridiplantae; Streptophyta; Magnoliopsida; Santalales; Ximeniaceae
Exons: 1
Coding region: 143-346 (67 amino acids)
Source: RefSeq, a predicted model, not a curated record
CACUUUAAUUUUCAUUUCUCUUCUACUCUCUCUCUCUCUCUCACACACACACACAUAUAUAAAAUUGAUACACGGUCUCUCUGUCUGUCUGUCUCGACAACAGAGAGAGAAAGAGUUAGGUAGCUGCAAUUGUCGAUACAAGAUGUGCUUGGGGUUGGUUUGUGAGGAAGGGGAGAGGGUGUUGGGUCGGCAGAAAGCUCCCGGGGCGUGCCCCUACUGCGGGGGAAACGUGGAAGCCAUGGACGUGGAGAGCAAGUGCAGCUUCUGCUUUCUCCCCAUCUGCUUCAAGAUCAAGAGGAAGUAUUUCUGCACUUUAUGCGCCAGGCGUUUGGUCUUGUACGCAUAGCCUCUUACCCACCUACGUACCUUCUUUUAUGUUAUGUUCCCAAAAAAAAAUUUAGUUUACUUUCUGUGUAUAUUUCUUAAUUUUUGGUCAAACUCAGCACAACUGUAUUGGUAUGGAUAGGCAUCGAAAUGCCAUUAGGAUGGCCUGAUCAUCUUUUUUUUUUUAAUAAUUUUUGUGUGGAUUUCAAAUUAAUAUGGGUUUCUGCUCUUUGACACUGAGAGAUCUCUGGAAAAGAAAGAGACGUGUUUGAAUCUCUAUAGUCAGCGGCUAGCGUCGGUCUGCCUCUUCCUUCCAACACAGAUGAAUGGGUCGAUUCCUUUGAUUUUCCAGCAAUUAAUUGUGCCUUCGCGUGGAUUAAUCAUUGACGAAUUAAUUUCCAAUUCUCCGCAGCAGGAGGAGGCAUAGAUGCAGGUUUUUGUUUAUUAUCUUUCCCUUUCGAUUUCGUUCCCUGUGCCUGUCUGUGGAAUAAUCUUUGGGAAAUUGCUCAUCCUCAGCGGGGAUCAGGUGGUAUUCAUGUAUGUUUUUAUCUUGGCUUCGUCUAAAUUCACUUUGUCUGGAGAAAUACAGACAGCCAAGCCUCUGAAUAUGCAGAGGCCCACUGCCACUGGGAAAUCUUUUUCCGUCA